Labeo rohita (rohu) is the source of this 2592-nucleotide messenger RNA. RefSeq names its product myelin-associated glycoprotein. The coding region runs from base 53 to 1210 and encodes 385 amino acids. The record is from RefSeq and is a predicted model, not a curated record. The transcript has 13 exons. Lineage: Eukaryota; Metazoa; Chordata; Actinopteri; Cypriniformes; Cyprinidae.
GUCAGUCAAGGCACAUCAGUCACACACUGAAAAGCUAAGAGUCCAGUCCAGCAUGGAUGUACAGGCAAGAGUUCUUCUCUACUGGCUUCACAUUAUUUGCACAGGCGUGUUUGCAGAUGUUUGGAAGGUACAAGUACCGUCUGAAAUGGAGGCUCUGGUCUCGUCUUGUGUCGUGUUGCCCUGUACAUUCACAUACCCGGCUCAGCAACAGCCCUCUGAUCGUAUUAGAGCUAUGUGGCACAUGCAGAAGAAAGGGGAGGAUAUCAUUUUUCAUAAAGACCAAACAAGGGUUCUAGACAAUUUCAAGGGUCGCACAAAACUGCUUGGUUCACUGGGUGGUUCCAACUGCACCUUGGAGAUUGAUGAAGUCAGAAACCAUGACAACGGCCCGUAUUGUUUUAGGGUUGAAUUAGAGACAUCUCAAAAAGACAAGUACUCCUUUGUGGAUAACUGUGUGUCAAUUAAGAUGAUCGAACAAGCAUCAAAACCAGAGCUGCAGGCUGAGCAGUCUGUGAAGGAGGGUGAACCUGCAGUCUUCAAAUGCUCUGUCCGGCACACCUGUCCAUCCCACCAGCCCACUCUCACCUGGAGCCACCCUGGAAAAACCAUCAUGAGCUACAAGGACAUUGGUCAUGGAAACUGGGAAGCAGAGUCUGUCCUGACCUUCACCCCAACAAAAGAGGAUAAUCACGGCUCUGUCACAUGCACAGUAACGUACCAUGGUAAUGCCAAGGGUGAAAUGACAGCGACUCACCCUAUCUUUGUGAAAGAACAAGCAACUCUCAACCACAUCAUCAUUCCAGCUGUCUCUGGUCUUGGAGCUGCUUUUUUGGUUGGAUUACUGUGUUUCUUCGUUCUCAAAAGAUACAAGCAACGCAUUGCAGAUCUCCAAUCCAGAAAUGAUAAUGGAAUGUGGGGUCGACUGUCAAGAAUGUCUCGCAGGUUUCGUUCAGGUGACAGCAGUGGUGGUUCAGGUGGCAGAGAGCAGAGGAGGUCUAUUUGGAGUAGAUUUUCAAGGAGAGGUCAAGGGCAUCAAAUUGACAGGAGUUUUGACAGCAAGGAAAACAAUGUAUGUACAGUGUCAGGAAACAAGCCUUUCUCCAAAGCUCGAAUGCCAUCACCAAAGAGCAAGGCCAAAUCCUAUUCUGCUGACAAUUACGAUGAUGAUUACACCAACACAGCAGACCUCAACUUAUAUGGAAAUAUCUGAUGAAAAUGACACAUUUUAGAUAAACACAGUAGGCCUGACAUAAAGGAAAUCUUCAGGCAAUCCUGUCACAUAUUGUAUAACUGAGUGUUGCAUUUUAAGCUUGGCCUAUAAUUCCUAAACAUGUAUACAGCAAAAUACUGUUUUUACUUAUAUUGUCAUGCCUACCAUUUCAAGUUCUAAAAAAAUAAUAAUAAUGUACAUAAUAGUUAUAGUGCUAACAUGCUUUUUGAAUAUGUGAGAAAGUGAAACAUUUAGUUGAACCUAAGCUGAACGUUAAAGGGGUCAUGAACUGAUAUAUCUAAUUUCCCUUGAUCUUUUGGCAUAUAUCAGGUCAUUGUGCUAUAAAAACAUCUUGUAAGUUUCAGUACUUAAAACUUUUUUGUUAGCUCAAAAAUAGCUUUUAUUGUAACCAAGCUGCUGAAAUCUCUCCUUCUGGGGAUGGGGGGCGAUGUGGUGCCCAAAGCAAAUAACGUGUUCUAACAAAUAACGCAAGCUACUACAGAAACAGCUACCACAUAAACAGAGUAAGGAGAGCUGAUGAGGACGAUGGUGAAUGAUUUGCAGGGGGAGGGGGGUUGGUGAUUGAGAUAUGACAUAAAAAUGUAUAUGACAUACCAAAAAAUUGUACAAUUCUCAAUUCCAAUUUCGAUAUCACAGCAAAACCUACUAGCAUAACAAAUAUAAAGUUCAAACAUUAUUUGUUUGUUUAAAAAUUAUUUAAUUGUUAUUAUUUUAUUACCAAACUAUGCUUUAGGGAAAAACAGCAGACGCACUGAAUGAAUGCAAAUUCAGUGUCUGCCAGCAGGUGGUGUGUAUGGAAUAAUGAUAGAGCGCUUCCCUGGUUACCACGCUUAUGAACUUUAAAUGCCAUUAUACAGCGGCUGCGUUCGUCUGCAGCGUCUGGUAAAGGAUGUUUAAAGAGUUCGUAAUAUUUCCACACACAUGACAUUUUGAAAAAUAAUUGCAUGCAGUUCGUGUGCAAGCCCAGCGUCGAGUGUCUUUCAGCUGGCCCCUGGCCAUCGGGCACUCCUUACUGUCGAGCCCUGUAUAUUAUGUAUAAUGUCACAACACAUAAAGGUGGCCGCACACUAGACGAUUUUAAGCCCAAAUUGCACCCCCUCCCCCCACCCCACCCCAAUGAUCAGGGGGUGUGGCCUGAUUCGAGGCUUGUCACAAAAGAUUUUUUGUCCAAAAUUUCUCUUUUGUGUGAUGUCAUUAUGAUUAUUUAACUGCUCCCGAACAAGGUAAAGCGUCCCAGAACUCAUGUUUGAUAUGUUUGGACAUGUUUAAUAUUUAGUACUCUUGAUCAGGCUGCCUCUGACGUGAUAGCCAAUGAGAGCGAGCAAGAGUCACUUACCAGAUGCUAUGUGUUUCUACACUGU